UCAGUUGUCUGGCUUAUAGGUACACACAUGCUAGUACCCACAUCCUUCCUCUCACUCAUUUUCAUUUCAGCAUAAAAUUCAUUAUCUGGCUGUGCUGUUUUACUCUCAUUCAAAUCUCACCCCAUUACAAACUUCAAAUCAACUCACCCCACAUCCUCAUGUCAGGUUCACAACAUCUGAAGAAUAUUGAUAUAAAUGUAUACUACGGUGGACCUCUUAACAAUCCUGGGGGGAUUGAGGGAUUUCCAUUUACAGGGCCGGGUAUCCAAUGCUACCCCAUGAUGAUACGUCGUAAGUUGAAGACGUUGAAUGAUUUGAAGUUGAAAAUAAUGGACGAAUUGAAUUUGAACUCUGCUUGGUAUGACAUCAAGAUUAUUUAUCGUUACCCACAAGAAGUCCUACAUGAACGGAUAAAUUACGGGUAUAUGGCGAUUAAAGAAGACAAACAUGUGAAGAUGAUGUUUAAUAGGAUCCAGAAAAUGCCCCAAGUAAAUGCUGCUGAGUUGUACAUAAGUUCAGAGCCGCUUGCGGAAGUUGAUACUGAGAUGGUGCAACAAACAACUACGUCUUUACAAUUUACAGCCCUUGAUGAUGGAUGCACUGCAAUGGGAGGGUAUACAAUGGGAGAUUAUAUGCUCCCACCUCAAGAUCAUGUUGUAAAUACUGGUGAAACCCUCCAUUGUCAAGAGACACAUUUAGAGGAGGAUGACGAAGACGAAGACGAAGACGAAGACGAAGAUCAUGCAACGAAUGAUGGUGAAAGUAUUGAUGGUGUGGAUGAGUACGAAGAGAGGAUUGAACGAGGUGACCUUGAGAACGAUGUGGAUGACCAUGAAGUCGUUCCCCAUUUUGAAGAGGAAAAUAUGGAGUUCCAUGAUGAAGAUGAUGCAGACGAUGAUAUUGGCAUCCAGCGUGAUACAAAUACAACCACUGGCUACAGACCUCCUGCCGACUCAUUCUACGCAAAUACUUAG
Quercus lobata is the source of this 974-nucleotide messenger RNA. Its product is annotated as acidic leucine-rich nuclear phosphoprotein 32 family member B-like. The record is from RefSeq and is a predicted model, not a curated record. Bases 159 to 974 code for a protein of 271 amino acids. Lineage: Eukaryota; Viridiplantae; Streptophyta; Magnoliopsida; Fagales; Fagaceae. The transcript has 2 exons.